Messenger RNA from Drosophila mauritiana, 1568 nucleotides. RefSeq lists its product as uncharacterized. NCBI's taxonomy places the organism in Eukaryota, Metazoa, Arthropoda, Insecta, Diptera, Drosophilidae. The transcript is spliced from 3 exons. Bases 62 to 1495 code for a protein of 477 amino acids. The record is from RefSeq and is a predicted model, not a curated record. Gene Ontology annotation, molecular function: oxidoreductase activity.
GCGCGAGUUUUCAAAUUUCUCAGUGAAAUGAAGUGAGCAUACAAAUUGUUGGCCGGUCUAAAUGGAUUUGCCCUUUGGCACACAGACCCCCGAACUAGAUGUUCUGAUUGUGGGCGGGGGCCUUUCGGGCCUGUCCUCUGCCCUGAAAAUCCUGGCCUUGGAGAGCACCCUGAAGGUGAGAAUGAUUGAGGCUAGCGAUGGCUUGGGCGGCCUGAUGGGCCAGAAUAGCACCCGACUGGUGGAUGCAGCGCAGCAGGACAUGCUGGCCCUCCUCACCCUCAUUCACUUGUCACCGCGGCGGCGGCGGAGCAUCAGUGGCAGACUUCGGAGAUGCUGGGAUCUGGAUCGUGGACUCACAGCUCUGCCGGCCAAAUUCGAACUAGGACGAUACAUCGAGAUGCUGGACUUGCGGAUGCCCAAGUUUCGCUCGAAACGAUUCAAUCUUCGGGAACGAGUGUCCAACAUGGAGCAGCACAUUUGCCACCAUUUGUUCUUCAGCAAGUCGAGGAACUUCAUGUUGAACCUGGUGCAGCUGGUCUGCGGUGUUCCUGCCAAUGAGGUGGACUACGAUGUCUUUAUGUCCGUCUGCAGCUCCUGUGGAGGUCUCAAAAUGCUGAUUGACUUCUACUUCACCUACCCCACAAGCUUCGAUGAGAUAUCCACUCAGAUGCUGAUAGAGAACAUUUUGGAGCAACUGCAGUUCAUCAAGAUUAUCCUAAACUGCAGAGCCGUCAGAUUGGAGCACUUUAAGAACUAUGUCCAGGUGACGGAUGAUCAGGGUAACAAGCACACGGCUCAGGCUGCGAUCCUGGCCAUUCCCUGGAACAAGGUGCAGAAGUUGCAGUUCGAGCCGCGCAUACCAAAGGUCUUCCUCCCACGGACGACAUCCAGAUCUGGCCAAAAGCGCCGCCAGGUGAUCAGCCAGUUUCAGUUGCGAUACGGCAAGUCCGUUUGGACGGAUCUCGGUUACUCCGGCAACUUUCUCAGCUCCCAGCCGCUGGUCAGUGGUCACGAGUGUCGGAUGUCCAGCUUUUGCGGCUACGUGCUGCACUCGCCGGAGGAUCAGGACGAAGUGCUGCAAGAUGUCGUCGAUCUGCUGGCCGAACACUUCGGCGAGGAGAUGCGCCAGCCACUGGAGUGCCAGUGCUUCACGGACGAGCUGAAUGUGGCGCAGCACAAGCCGCAGACCAAGCCCUGGCAUCGGGUCAUCUGGUCCAGUUCCUCGGCCGUGGGCACCAGCUAUCGCAGCCUGAUGGGCGGUGCCGUGCAGAGUGGCUUCCGGGCGGCGGUGAAUGCCGUCUUUGUGGUGCGACCGCAGGUGGUCAGCUGGAAGGACAUGCUCGUCGAUCGGCCAAAGAAUGGCCAGGAUGUUGUCUCCGCCGGCAGAAUCAGGGGACUCCUCAGUCGGCUCAAUCUCUACAAUGUCACCUUCUACAGCUUCUUUGUGAUCGGACUCAUCUGGCUGCUGAACCUGGGUUAUGCCAGGUCAAUCUAGGGAAUUACCACACCUAUGUACCUAUCUAUAGAAAUUAAAUGCUUGUUUUUGAAUGCCUUUAGUCGGAGUCCUA